Oncorhynchus kisutch (coho salmon) is the source of this 5890-nucleotide messenger RNA. Its product is annotated as E3 ubiquitin-protein ligase RNF165-like. NCBI's taxonomy places the organism in Eukaryota, Metazoa, Chordata, Actinopteri, Salmoniformes, Salmonidae. Gene Ontology annotation, cellular component: nucleus. Bases 227 to 1270 code for a protein of 347 amino acids. The record is from RefSeq and is a predicted model, not a curated record. The transcript has 8 exons. Gene Ontology annotation, molecular function: zinc ion binding; ubiquitin protein ligase activity.
GCGAUCAUAAAGGGCCUGACAUUUUUUGGGGGGGAUUCGACACAACCUAGAGGCCAUGUGUGGUACUGAAUAUUUCCUAAACGUGAAAAUACCGAUCCAUCGACGCUUUGUCAACGAAGCAGUUGCCUGUCAGCUCAGUGCUAGAACUGCUUGAAUGUAGGUUGGAACGGACCAUCUGCAUGGGCUAUAUCUCUCAUCAACCCAGCGGCAAGACAAGGAUCCAAGAAUGGUUUUAGUGCAUGUCGGAUAUCUGGUUCUUCCUGUAUUUGGCUCAGUAAGAAAUAGAGGAUCCCACUUUAACCGGCAGCAGCAGCAGCAUAGCCAUGCUACCUCUUGCCGGCACUUCCAGCUAGGCCCCCAGGCCCAGCUGCCCAUUGACUUCCCAAUGCCCCACCCAGGUCAGCCCCAGUCGGGCAUCAACCCCCACCUGGCUCCCCCUGGCCAUCAGCAUUCUCCCCAGCUCCACCCGCCCCUCAACCCCCUACCCCCCACACCCCAGUUCCAGGACAUUUCUGCCCCCCCUUUCCUACCUCAGGCCUUACACCAGCAGUACCUCCUCCAGCAGCAGAUCCUAGAGACCCAGCACCGGCGCAUCAUGCCACCUUCCAGACACCAGCCCCACAGACUGCGGCCGGGUUACGAGUUUGCUCCUGCCCUCCACAUCCCCCCACAGCCUGCGGCCCAGCAGCCUCGCUACCUGGCUGAAGGCACAGACUGGGAUUUGAGUGUGGACGCGGGGCUCCCUCCUCCUCAGUACCACGUCCGCCCACUGCCCCAGCACUACCAUCACUACCUGACAUCUCCCAGGAUGCAUCACUUCCCCAGGAACAAUGCCUCCACCCAAGUGGUUGUCCAUGAGAUCAGAAACUACCCGUAUCCUCAGUUACACCUGCUGGCUCUGCAGGGCCUCAACCCCUCCCGCCACGCAUCAGCUGUGAGAGAGAGCUAUGAGGAGCUACUGCAGCUGGAGGACAGGUUGGGCAGUGUGAACCGAGGGGCUGUCCAGACCACUAUUGAAAGGUUUACCUACCCUCACAAAUACAAGAAGAGGAUACCUCAGGACCUGAAGCUCGGGCUGGUGGAUGAGGAACUGGAUACAGAUGAGAAGUGUACCAUCUGUCUAUCAAUGCUGGAGGAUGGAGAGGAUGUCAGGAGAUUACCCUGCAUGCACCUCUUCCACCAGGCGUGUGUAGACCAGUGGCUGGCCACCAGUAGGAAAUGCCCCAUAUGCAGGGUGGACAUUGAGACCCAGCUGGCACCAGACAGCUGAUGCCUCCUUUCCCUGCCCCCAUCUUGUAAAACCCCACCUCAUCCCUAGGGGGAGCUCUGCCAAACGUCCCCCUUCCCAUCUGCAUCACAUAUGAGCCUGCCUUCUGAGCCAGCUGAGGAAGACAAUGAGCGGGAGGGGAGGUGAGAGGGAUUAACAAAGCACACUGAUCCAAACAAUAGAGAAACAAAAGAGGCCGAUGGAUGGAUGGAUGGAUGAAGAAGAGAGGCAUAAGGGUGCCAGAAUGUAUGGACAGAUUUGCAGGGCCUUGAUGAGUCUGCAUCAGGGUUUUGCACCGUAGCAUUAGCUUCUCCGUACACUCAGAGAUGAGAUCCUCCAUUAAACCACCUAGCGAGCGUGUGUGUUGUGUUGUUGGGUUUGUAUAUGUGUACUGGUCUCACUCCCUCUUGAUGAAACCCAAAAUGCUGAGCUCUAGCUACAGCACAUCUGUGCAAAACAUGACAAGAUAUGAAAUCAGCAGUGGGAUGUUUCUUGAAAUGAGAUUCUGUGGCCUAAUACAUAUGGUGUUAUGGAGUGUAGUAGUCUUGUUAUUGAUCACCAGUAUUUAACAGGGUGACAGUGUGGUGCAAGCAAAAAUCCCACUUUAAGAAAUAAGGUGGGAAAAAAUACAACAUGGGGAAAUAGUCUUCUUUAAAAGAGGGUAAUAGGCAUACAGGCAGCCUUUAGGCAACGAGGAAGUGCUAGCUAUGUACAAAGGCCAAUCAAUAGGUGGAUUUCCAGUACAGUAGAUCUCUGCUAUCAGAGUGGAUGCUAGAGAUGCUAACCAGGCAUGGCUUCAGUGGUUUGUAUUGUGCUGUAUUGGGGCCUCUAUACUCUAGAACUGAGGCCCCAGAUAUGCAUGCUGUAUGGCAGGCUUGGGCUGUCUUGUGAUUGUGGAGCAGUAGGAAGUCUGUGCAGGAUGACGUUUAUUGUCAUGAGUCUUGUCCUGGAGGCAGAACUCCGCUAGACGGAACAGCUGCAAAGUCAGAAUUGGCUACUUUGUAAAAAUUAAUUAAAACAAUUUUAGGUUAGGGUUAGCAGUGUGGUUAGGUUUAAAAUCAGAUUCUAUGACUUUGUGGCUGUGCCAGCUAGUGACCACUCUGCAGAGCGGCCUCCAGAACAAGAUUCAUACCGGGGGGAAAACGGAAAAGUCUGCAGUAUCUCUGCAUGUGAACCAUACACGGUAUGACUCUCUCCCUCAUCCAUGGAGCAGGAGGAAGUUUCCCUUAGAUGCUGAUCUUAGGUCAGUGUUGCAUCUCCCCUCCUAAUAAUUAAGAUUAGAAUUGGUUCGAGAGGAAUGCUGAUUAUAGAACUGUGCCUAUGGGCAACUUCUACUCACAGCCUCAUCCAUAGAACGAUCUUUAAGGCUGGCAUUGGCUGGAGGAUGCAGUGUCUGUGUAUUGUCUUUAGAGUGAAUACAAUGUAGUUAUUUUCUAACACACUACCACUUAGAAAUGUCCUUGUUUUUGAAAGAAAAGCACAUUUUUUUUGUCCAUUAAAAUAGCAUAAAAUUUAUCAGAAAUGCAGUGUAGACAUUGUUAAUGUUGUAAAUUACUAUUGUAGCUGGAAACUGCAGAUUUUUUUUAAUGGGAUAUCUACAGAGGCCCAUUAUCAGCAACCAUCACUCCUGUGUUCCAAUGGCACAUUGUGUUAGCUAAUCCAAGUUUGUAAUCGAACCCACAAAUGCUGCUCCAUAUACUCAACUAGUCUAAAGAAGGCCAGUAUUAUUGCUUCUUUAAUCAGAACAACAGUUUCCGCCUGUGCUAACAUAAUUGCAAAAGUUUUUUCUAAUGAUCAAUUAGCCUUUUAAAAUUAUAAACUUGGAUUAGCUAACACAACAUGCCAUUGGAACACAGGAGUGAUGGUUGUUGAUAAUGGGCCUCUGUACGACUAUGUACGUAGAUAUUCCAUAAAAAAUCUGCCACUUCCAGCUACAAUAGUCAUUUACAACAUUAACAAUGUCUACACUGUAUUUCUGAUCAAUUUAAUGUUAUUUUAAUAGACAAUAAAAUAAAAAAUAUUUCAAUAACAAGGACAUUUCUAAGUGACCCCAAACUUUUGUAUACCAGGACCUUAUUGCCUACAGAACAAGCCCUUGUGAUUUAUACAGUACAUAGCAAACAACCUCCAUUGUGUUUCGGUUCCCUUCCUUUCAAUCUCAGUUGUUCCCGUUUUUCGAUACAAGAAUACAGCUGGUGUCCCAGGGAGAGAUCCAACUCGUAAGCCUUUGUUCUGUGUUCUGGAAUGUGUAAGAUGGUCCCCCAUGAUGGUAGUCGUAUGGUAUUGCUAGAGGAACUGUAAACUGUUCAGUGAUGGAAGCUGUUUUCCCUAUAUCGUGCAUGAAUCAUGUUGGUGUAGUUCACUUGAAAGAGGGUUAAAGGGAGAAAAAGCCAUUUAUUUAAAAAUACCAAACAAUUAUUCUUAGUAUUUAUAUUUAUUUGAUUUGUUAUUAGUCCUUUCUUCAUUUCAGUUUUCUUUCUAUCAAUUUGUUUUGAGCACUCAUGCUAAUUUGGUCAUUGGACCAAGUCCUUGUCCAUGUCUUACCAUUUUGAAGAAAUGGCUGCAAUGCUGCAGAAAACAUUUAUUGUUGCAAUAAUCUAGCUUGUUUUGUUAAUGCACUAUGGCGUUGUCUGAAAUAGAUUUGGUGGUGUGGGGUCUCCUUGUUCUAGCUUAGCUUGUGUUCGGUUACAUGUAUCUUCAUGCUUCCUUGUGUUCUCUUGGUGGUUGACUUGACUGUGUGUUGUGUUUUUUAUUUUCCCUUUGUCCAAACCCUUCCAUCCAAACAAACUACAGACAGACAAGGAGGGUUGCUACUUCACAUAGGAGGCUCUGAAAUGCCUUAAGUAUUUCACAAUCAUUUGGAGUGGCAUAUUUAAUGUAUUUUCUCUCAUGAUUCCAUAAUUGAAUAAAUAUAUUUAUCUAGAAAUAACACAAGAUGUUGUUGGGGAUACCUCAUUAUGUAUAGGUUGGUGGGGAUGCUUUUCAUGCAAGUUGUGUUUUUCAGAAGAAGAAUUGUCAUUUGGAAGGGUGACAAGGUGUAACGGGCUCUGUCUAUAGCCAACGUGGUGCUGUUGAUCUUCAUUCCAUUCCAUUCAAUUUAGAAGAUUCCCACACUCUGCUUUAAUCUAGUGAACAGACUGACCAGGUGCAAGUGUUUCAGCAUGUAAACCUCGGUCAUUGCACUCCUAGCAUGGCUAAACCCCUCACUGGCAUAGAGGAAAUAUGAUACUUUUAUUUUUCAUAUUUAUCCCGGAUCAUUACCAGUUUCACAGUUUGUUUGACCUCGGUUGUAUAUGUCACCAUGUUAUAUCUGGAUAUUGGGUGUCUCCAUUCAGAGCAUACGUUCCUCUGUCCAGCUAUGUUAACUCUUCCCAUAUGAAUUAAUAACUGCAUUAUUAGGUACUUUGUAUUGCUGGCAAAUGCUGUGUUUGUGUGGUUAGGUUAGGAAGGUGGCUAACGUGAUAAACUUGAGCUAUUGAUCUUGUGUUUUUCUGGUGUGAUACUCUAGGUAGUAGUUUUACACCUGGGUAUAAUAAGCCAACCACCUGUUUUCUGUGUGCUUUUUCUUAAUAAUAGCAAUGUAUUCAUCUUACAUAUAUCUCAUUGGAAUGAAGCUGACUGGUCUUAUUUGAAUUUUUCCUGCUGUCACUGUCUUUACCCCAUGUCUACUUCCUGGUCAGGUCACAUGGUCUGGAAAAAACUCCUGGCCUUAUGGUUGUCUCUAGUUACCAUAGCCACAAAGUCAAAAUUGGCUUUAUAAUAAAAAUGUGUGAAAACAAAAAUGAUAUUUUUGGUAUUAAUUUAAGGUUUGGCAUAAGGUUAGCAGUGUGGACCGGGUAAAGUUUAGAAUCACAUUUUAAAAGAUCAAUCGUAGAAACAGGAAAAAGUCUCUGCACACUUCCAGUCAGAUGCAAAUGUAUUUUAAUUUUACCUGAGCUUUCGGUCAGUCGACCAUCAUCAGGACAUGAGAAAUUGUAGAAGUAGACCGAGUUUUUAUGACUUUGGAUAUGGUAAAUAGUGACAACCUGGCCUUACCUUUGUCCUCUGCAGACUGUAUACUGGGUUGUUACUGCAGAGGAAAACUGUAUAGUAUAAUAACUCAAGCUGGUGAAGGGGAAUGAACAGUAGAAUCCUAAAGCACAAGCUUUCUAAUGCAUGUCCUCCUCAGGUUUUCAUAUGUGCACAUGGGUGAAGCUGUAGACGUGUUUAAUAUGAGGCUGUACCUUCUUGAAUAUUACAGAUAUGUUUCUUUGCUGCUGAUAAACUGUUUAAACUAACCUGCCAGUGAUUAAAGGGAAGUGGCCAUCUUUGUACAACACACUGCUGUUUUGCUGUAACUGCGCAAUGUGUUAUGAGCUGGGUUUUUUAUAGACACUAGAAGUAUUUACCAAUAAUAUGAAAAGCAAUAGCUUCAUUAUAAUGAAGAAUAACAUGGAUCAGUGAAUGUUGUGGAAAAUCUUUAGGUUAACUUCUGAUGGAUUUUGUACUGUAUUUAUUACUAAUGAGGAUGCAAAAACUUGCAUAGCUUAACCCAAACUGUUCUGUCUCCUGUUUUAUUUAUUGUCUGAUUGUAUAUGAUCUUUUUCUAUGUGUUUUUCAAAUAAACUCCCUAAAAUGCUGAAA